Messenger RNA from Naegleria gruberi, 1701 nucleotides. RefSeq lists its product as uncharacterized. NCBI's taxonomy places the organism in Eukaryota, Heterolobosea, Eutetramitea, Acrasida, Naegleriidae. Gene Ontology annotation, molecular function: ATP binding; ATP hydrolysis activity; ABC-type transporter activity. Gene Ontology annotation, cellular component: mitochondrial inner membrane. The transcript has 2 exons. The coding region runs from base 1 to 1701 and encodes 566 amino acids. The record is from RefSeq and is a predicted model, not a curated record. Gene Ontology annotation, biological process: transmembrane transport; intracellular iron ion homeostasis.
AUGGGACUCCUAAUUGGUGCCAAAAUUUUCAAUGUUUCAGUACCAUUUUUCUUCAAGAGAGCAGUAGAUUCAUUUGGACCAGCCACUGAAACAAUAAUACAGGAUCCGGCUGUUUUUAUGACAAUGGGUCCAAUUUCAAUGAUUAUUGGUUAUGGUAUUGCCAAGACAUUGUCUUCUCUUUUUACUGAAUUGAGAGGAGCUGUGUUUGCCAAAGUAACUCAAGCAUCCAUCAGAUUAAUUUCUCUGGGAGUUUUUAGUAAAUUAUUGAAUAUGGAUUUGAACUUUCACCUUCAAAGAAAAACAGGAGCACUCACAUCAACUAUGGAUAGAGGAAAAAGAGGAAUUAACUUUUUAAUGACUAGUUUAUUGUUUAAUAUUGUUCCAACAAUGCUAGAAUUAUCAAUUGUAACAGCUAUAUUUUACAUUAAUUACGGACCUAGUUUUGCUCUUACAGCUCUUGGAUCUGUCACUUUAUAUGCAGCAUGGACUAUAACUGUAACUCAAUGGAGAACCAAGAUUAGAAAACAAAUGAACAAGGCAGAAAAUGAAGCUAGUGGAAAGGUAGUUGACUCACUUAUUAACUAUGAAACUGUCAAGUAUUUCCAAAAUGAAAAAUAUGAAUCUGAGAAAUAUGACGAACACUUGAAAAAGUAUGAACAGACCUCUUUGAGUAUUGCCUCUAGUUUGAGUGCACUCAAUUUUGGACAAACUUUUAUCUUUUCCUGUGCUCUUACUUAUAUCAUGUAUAUUACUGCCAAUAAGAUCACUACAGGAGAGUUAACUGUUGGUGACUUGGUUAUGGUCAAUACAUUACUCUUCCAAUUGUCUAUUCCACUCAACUUUUUAGGUACCAUGUAUAGAGAAACUUCUCAAGCCAUAACAGAUAUUGAGAAUUUAUUUACCUUAUUGGAUUCAAAGAAUGAUACGCAAGAUAGCUCAGACAAGGAAUUGAUUAUUGGAGGUCCAACUGAUACUGAAAUUGAAUUUAGAAAUGUUUCAUUCUAUUAUGAUCCUAAUAGAAAAAUUCUAGAUAAUGUAUCAUUCAAAGUUAAAGCAGGUACAACAAUGGGUAUUUGUGGACCUAGUGGAAGUGGAAAGUCUACCAUUUUGAAGCUCAUUUAUAGAUUUUAUGAUCCAACUGAGGGACAAAUUUUCAUCAAUGGGCAAGAUAUUAAAACAGUAUCUUUGGAGAGUUUGAGAAAACAUAUCGGUGUCAUUCCACAAGAUUGUGUAUUAUUCAAUGAUACACUCAGACACAAUAUUGAAUAUGGUAGACUUGGAUGUUCAGAGGAAGAUAUAAAAAUGGCUGCUAGUAAGGCAAAACUUAGUGAAAUUAUUGAACGUCUUCCAAAGGGAUUAGAAACUCCAGUUGGUGAAAGAGGACUCAAAUUAUCAGGUGGAGAAAAACAAAGAACAGCUAUUGCACGAGCAAUUCUCAAGUCUCCAAAGAUUUUGUGUUGUGACGAAUCAACCUCUAGUCUUGAUUCAAAUACGGAGAAGGAAAUUAUGAAAUCAAUUGAGGAGUUGUUUGGUAAGACCACUUCCAUAAUGAUUGCUCACAGAUUGUCAACAAUUCAAAGAGCUGAUCAAAUUAUUGUUUUGAACAAUACUGGUAGUAUAGCCGAGUGUGGUUCUCAUGAAGAGUUAAUUUCCAAACAUGAAGGAAUAUAUGUAGAGAUGUGGAAGAGACAAGUUCAUUAA